Molecule: messenger RNA, 300 nt
Organism: Funneliformis mosseae
Lineage: Eukaryota; Fungi; Glomeromycota; Glomeromycetes; Glomerales; Glomeraceae
Source: the annotation of a GenBank genome assembly
UUAUCCUGAUAAAUGCGAAUUAAAACAAUUACAUUUGGUUUCUAGACACGGAUCAAGAUUACCAGACCCAGAAAAUAUCAUAGCUUUUGACGAAUUGGAAAAAAUAUUUGCUAAUGUUUCUGUUGCAAAAGGAUGGUAUAAAAAUCCUUUCCUUAUGAGGAAAAGUCAUCAUUUGGUCAAACGAGGGGAACUCGAACCUUAUUUUGAUGGUUUACAAUCUCGUAAGCGAUACGCAAAAUUUUGGAAUGGAGUUGAAUAUGAUCCCGAAGUUAUAAAAUUCCAAAGCACUCAAACUUCAAG